CUGGAAAAGGAAAUGGCAAAUCACUCCAGGAUCUUCACCAAGAGAACCCCAAAUGGGAUCACAAAGAGUCGGACACAACUGAAAAAUGACUGAACGAUAUUCAGGUUCCAAGGUGUAAGGGAAGCUGAAAAUAACUUCUAUGUCUUCUCCUGUCUCUGAGGACACCUCCCUGGGACCAGGGACUGAGACACAGCCAGCCACGAAGAAGAAGAAGAAGAACAAGGAGAAAUACCUGGAAGCCAGUAUCCAGACCCUCACCCAGGCUGGGCAUGGGGCCCUGAGGGAGGGCCGGAAUGAUGAGGCCUUGGCUAGCUUCCAUCAAGCCUUUCUUCUGGCCUUGAAGGCCCAGGGAGGCAGAGACACCAGGGUCCUCCGGGUCUGUGCUUUCAACCUUGGAGCAGCCUAUGUAGAGACUGGGGACCCUGCACGUGGCCUCAGGCUAUUGCUCUGGGCCAAGCCGGAGGAAAAGGUCAAGGGCACUUGCCAUGGUGACCAGUGCUUCAAUGUGGCUUUGGCCUACCAUGCCUUGGGUGAUUUGCCUCAAGCCUUGGUAUGGUACCACAAGGCCUUGGGCCACUAUCAGCCCCAGGGAGACCAAGGGGGAACCUGGAAGAAGAUGGCAGCCUGCUACCAGGCCCUGGGGCACCCAGGGCAGGCAGCACACUGCCUUCGGGAAGCAGGCCAGGCUUAUGCCCGGGCAGGAAAGUCCUGGGCUGCAGCCCUGGCACUAGGAGCCGCUGGUGGAUGCAUGCUAGAGAGCAGCCAUCACAAGGUGGGAGAAGUGGUACAGGUGCUAGAGGAUAGCCGAAGGCUGGCAGAGAAGAGUACCAAUUGGUGGCUUCUGGGGAAGUUCUACAAUGACCUUGGCCUGAGCUAUUCCCAACUUCAUCUGUUCCCGUUGGCGGCUGAGAGCUUCCUCCAGGCUCUACCUCUGUGUCCGGAGCCAGGAGCCAAGGCUAUUGUGCUUCGGAAUCUUGGUGCUGCCCACAAUGCCCUUGGCAACUUCCAGGAGGCACAGGCGCUCCACCAGAAAGCCGCUGCCCUGUAUGGAUCCACCGGGCAGCGGCAGGAGCAGGGCGAGUGCUUUGGAGGCCUGGCAUUUGCUCUGAGUCAGUUGGGGGAACAUGGGGCUGCCAGGGACAACUACCUUCAUGCCCUCCAGGCUGCACAGGAUGCCGGGGAUGUGAAGGGACAAUGGCAAGCUCUGGAGGGGCUGGGGGCUGCAGCAACCUGUCUGGGGCAGCCUGACCAGGCUGUGAGGCGCUAUAAGGAAGCACUGGCUUUACUGGCCCAGUGCCAGGAAGAGCCUCCCUCAGUUGGAGAGAGGCUGGUGGCCAAGCUGGCAGAUUCUAUGAGAAAUCACUUGACCUUGGGAGGACUGGAUCCUGAUCCCUCCCUGCCACUGACCCGGGUGAGGCCACCGGCUAUGACUGUGGCCUCUUACUCUAAGCCCUCCGGCCAGAUCCUGGUGGGUCAGGCAGAGAGCCCAAUACAAUGCAGAUCAGCUGCUGAGUGGGAGGAAGAGGAGGAGGUGACAGUCAAUCUUCCCAUGACAUCAUCCAAAUGGAGACUGGAUCGUCUGAGGCCUCUCUCUUUACAUCGAUCAGGUGUCCACAGAGAUGGGAAGCCCAAUAUCCUGGCCUGUGAUGGUCCCCAAGCCAACAGCAACUGUAAUAACCCACGGCUAGCCAUGGUGCGCCAGGAGUCUGUUUGCCCCCUCCAUCACCUGCCCACAGGGGAGAGAAGAGGGAAAGACCCUGUAGAAUCUGGGGACCAGAACCUCAAAACCAGCUAUCAGAGGUGGCAUCAUGCACUGGGGAGAUCGCCUGAAGGACCGACGUCAACUCUCAGCAGGAAUGUCUACCCGAGGCGAACCAAGUCCAGCUUCUGCAUGGUCAUGUGACCCUCACUCCCUAAAUGCCCUCCUCUGGCGGGGUCCCUGGAGUCUUUUUCACUUGUCCAGG
Messenger RNA from Dromiciops gliroides (monito del monte), 1964 nucleotides. RefSeq names its product tetratricopeptide repeat domain 24 (gene TTC24). The record is from RefSeq and is a predicted model, not a curated record. The transcript is spliced from 11 exons. Gene Ontology annotation, molecular function: protein binding. Lineage: Eukaryota; Metazoa; Chordata; Mammalia; Microbiotheria; Microbiotheriidae. The coding region runs from base 140 to 1903 and encodes 587 amino acids.